AGCUCUCUCUCUCGACGAUGACGACGCAAUGGACGCCACUUGCGGACGUGACAAACGGACGAGCUGGAGAUGAGGUGCAUGCCGGGAUGCAUGCACGUAAGCCGGUGGUGUACAUCACUGUCGGCCCGCCCAACUCGGGGAAGAGUCACUUCCUCGCCACCGAGACCGAUGCCGUAGAUGUCUGCCUCGAUGACGCUGAUGGCAUGUAUCACCACAUCCUGUGGGAGGACCGUCGCCACAUCGGGUACGACGUCGAAGAUUUGCGGGAGGAGCUCAAGGCGACUAUCGCGAGCGAGGAGAGCGAGAUGCUGGCGAAAGCGGUGGUCGACGCGCUGGCACGGUUUUCUCCGUCCAAGCAUGGCUUGUGUGCCCGCAACGAGAGCGAGACAUGUGCCGAGUACUCGUUCACCAACAUUAGAGUCGGUGUGCGUGAGUGCCAGGCACGGAUGAAGAGGCUGAUGUCCGACAACGCGACACCGCUGGCGUGGGGAAACACCAACGCCAAGAUUUCGAGCAUGAAGGCUGUUGUGGCCAUGGCGGUCGAGGCAGGCUACGCCGUCGAGUUUGUGGUCAUGCCCAGGCUGCCGUUGGCUGAGCUCAUGGACCGCAACCUGCGCCGGCUGUGGUUGACCGGCAAGUACAUCCCUAUCGAGGCCAUCGUCCGCUCGCAGGCCGCCAUCGACGCCAUGCUUGCUGCCGGUGCACUGAGUGUCGACCGAGUUCUCGGUCGCACCAACGCGCCCGUUCACCCGCAGCCGGAGCUGCAACCGCAACCGGUCAAGCGGCGAGUCAUUGACUCUGAUUCCGAGUCGCAGUCGGACUCGGACUCGGCUGACGACCGCGUGACGCAGCUCGAUGCGCUGGUCAAUGCGCUCUCGACGCUGGCGAUCGACUCGCCACCGUCGUCGCCCUCGGAAUCGCCCUCGCCGUCAGCAUCUGUCACUCCGCCGCCGUCGAUGCGCCUUGGUCCGGCGGCAAGUGUAUUGUCCGACUCGGAGGACUCGUACGAGCUUGACGUCGAGUUCCGUCGCCUCAUGGCCGGUCAUGGCGAGAGUCGCUACGAGUACGAGUACGAGUACGUGACGCCACCGCGUUCGCCGGAAGGCGUUGCGCGCGCAGCCGACAACCCGCCGACACCCGAGUCUGUCGACGCGGCUCCACCCGAGUUUUCCAUCGCCUCGGAGCUGUACGCUUACCAGCAGGAUGGCGUGAUGUGGAUGCACGCGCUGCACACGUCGUCGCUCGGGGGCGGCAUUCUUGCCGACGAGAUGGGUCUCGGCAAGACUGUCCAGGUGGCAUCGUUCCUCGAGUCACUUGCUGCCGCCCGCGAUCUUGACCUCGUUCUGCUCAUCGUUCCGGUCGCUGUCGUCGAGUCGUGGUGCGCAGAGCUUGCCAAGUGGGCUCCGCGCCUCGACGUCCUUGUCCAUCACGGCGGAAGCGCAAAGACUCGCGCCCGUAGAUUUAGUCAGUUUACCGCACAUGGUGGGCCGCGUGCUGUUGUCACCACCUAUGGUGUCGUCCGAUCGGCUCCCGGCGUCCUCGCCGCUGCACCUGCUGACUAUGUCAUUCUUGACGAGGGCCACCGGAUCAAGAACGCGUCGCGACAGAUUUCGCGGGCUGUCCGUCUUCUCUCCGCCAAACACAAGCUCAUUCUCACCGGCACGCCUGUCCAGAACAAUCUCGAAGAGCUGUGGGCGCUCAUGGACUAUCUCACCGAUGGGCUCCUUCUCGGCGACCUCGCUUCGUUCCGCAAUCUCUAUGCCAACCCGAUCCGCGAUGCAUCAGCGUCAGACGCGUCGUACUACGAAAAGCGGCGCGGCGCGGCGCUGGCGUCCACGCUACGCGAGACGCUCGCUCCCUACAUUCUCCGUCGCGAAAAGGCCGACGUUCUGCCUUCCGCCGGUGAUGACAGUGGGGCGGUGACGGGCGACGAUACCGGCCGCGAGCACGCUGGAGCUGCUGUCGCCGCCGAAAUGCCGGAGAAGAAGGACGUCAUUGCUUGGAUUCCGCUCUCGACGACGCAGCAUGCUAUCUACGAGCAGUUUCUCGAGUCGGACACGGUUGCAGAGACGCUCAACCAGUCCAAGUCGCCACUGGCGGCCAUUGACGUGCUCAAGAAGAUCUGCUCUCAUCCGUUUCUCCUCGCUUCGUCGUCACUCUGCUCGGCCGGUCUCGGCCUCGACGCAAACGAGCCCGGCAUGGCCGAGAUGGCCUCGGGUAAGGUCGUGUUUCUGCUCAAGCUUCUCCGCCGGCUGGCUGCCGACGGCCACCGAGUCCUGCUCUUCUCACAGUCGCUUCGCAUGCUCGACCUGCUGCAGGGGCUCAUCGCCGCCCACGGCUACACCUGGUCGCGGAUCGACGGCUCUGUUAGCUCGACUGCCGAGCGACAGGGACGGAUCGAUGCGUUCAAUGCUGCCGACUCGGACAUCUUCAUCCUGUUGAUGACGACCCAGAGCUGCGGCGUCGGGGUCACCCUCACCGGUGCCGACCGGGUCGUGCUCUUUGAUCCGCAGUGGAACCCGGCGAUGGAUGCACAGGCUGUCGACCGCGCGUACCGGAUUGGUCAGACACGCGACGUAGUCGUCUUCCGCCUCAUCUGCGCAGGCACCGUCGAGGAGAAGAUUUACCGCAAGCAGGUGUUCAAGGGUACCCUCAUCAAGGCCGUCACCGAAGACCACAACGCCUAUCGCUACUUUACCAAGUCGGACCUUGCCGACAUCUUUGCUCUUGGUGACACAACGUCGUCGCAGACAAUGGACCAGCUCAACUCGCUUCAUGCCGAGCAACGCGAGGCUCCUCCGGCUGUUGCCGCCGAGCUCGACGCCAUCGCCGCCGAGUGCACCGCCUCGCUCAUCGGCUUCUCCGACCACGAUCUGCUCUUCUCAAAAGCUGCUGCCGUCCACUUUGAGCAUCUAGCCGCAGCUGCUGAGGACCUGGCAUUCAUCAACGAUGCGGGCUCCUGCAUGGUAAGUGGCGAUAACGACAGUGGGCUUUGUGAUGGACUUGGCGUUGGUGAUGUUAUGGUCGAGAGAGUGGCCGACUCCGCUAUCGACGAUCUGGAUGGGCCUACCCUCGACGACAGCACCGACAGUGUCAAUAACCCGAUGGUCGACGCCCAGGCCCAUCCUACCCUCGACGACAGCACCGACAGUGUCAACAAUCCGAUGGUCGACGCCCAGGCCCAUCCUAUCCUCGACGACAGCACCGACGUCUUCUCCGAUGCGCCGUCGACUCCGGUCACUCCGUCCUCGCCCACAACGCCAUCGAUGUUCCACACUCCGAACCAGACACCCACCCGUCGCAACUCUGACGACGCCGAUGACUCGUUCUGUACACCCAAUGCCGUGCCCAGCACAUCACCGGCGCUUGCCGCUCCAACACUGACCAUUCAUCCAGAGACGUGCGCCGCGCACCGCGCCGAGCUCGAGGCCCACGGCGAGCAGUCGUUCACGCCGUGUCUCUGCUACAUCACCGCCGAAAAGGCCGACAUCUACGCAGAGGUUCUCGCGCUUGCCGAUGACUUUCUGAACGACGGUGAGCUGAGCGAAGCCCAUGCCAUGCUCGGCCGCGCCCUCGAGCUGUGCGACUCGGAUCUCCGCGUUCGGCUUCAGUACCUCCGGCUCGGCUUCCAGCUCCACGUCAACGUCCACUGA
Molecule: messenger RNA, 3653 nt
Organism: Thecamonas trahens ATCC 50062
Lineage: Eukaryota; Apusomonadida; Apusomonadidae
Product: chromatin remodeling complex subunit
Exons: 2
Coding region: 18-3653 (1211 amino acids)
Molecular function (GO): DNA translocase activity; ATP-dependent chromatin remodeler activity; ATP binding
Source: RefSeq, a predicted model, not a curated record